UAGAGCGCACGCUUCAGUGUUUUUCCGCUGCCGCUAUUCCCACACGUUGUUCCACAAUGGAGACCAAACCGGUCAUCACCUGCCUUAAAACCCUGCUGAUCGUCUACUCCUUCGUGUUCUGGAUAACAGGCGCCAUCCUGCUGGCGGUGGGAGUAUGGGGGAAGCUGAUGCUGGGCCCGUACAUCUCCCUGAUCGCCGACAACUCCACCAACGCCCCGUACGUCCUCAUCGGCACCGGGACCGUCAUCAUCGUCUUCGGCCUGUUCGGAUGCUUCGCCACCUGCAGGGGGAGCCCAUGGAUGCUGAAGCUGUACGCCAUGUUUCUGUCGCUGGUCUUCCUGGCUGAGCUGGUGGCGGGGAUCUCUGGGUUUGUCUUUCGCCACGAGAUCAAGGGAACCUUUCGCAGAACCUACACCGACGCAGUCCUGAACUACAACGCAGAGGACGAGGCGAGCCGCGCUGUGGACAACCUGCAGCACCGGCUGCGCUGCUGCGGCGUCUAUAACUACACCAGUUGGUUUGCCAGCGUGUAUUACCCCUCUAACGGCAUUCCUGCCAGCUGCUGCUUCAACUCCUCCGACUGCAACCCGGAAGACCUCCGCAACACAACUCUGGCCCCCAGCAAAGUCUACCACCAGGGCUGCUUCGAGCUGGUCACUUCCUUCAUGGAGACCAACAUGGCCAUCAUCGCCGGGGUGACGUUUGGGAUCGCCUUCUCUCAGCUGAUUGGCAUGUUGCUGGCGUGCUGUCUGUCCAGGAUCAUCACAGCCAAUCAGUACGAGAUGGUCUAGCUGAUGUGAUGUGGCAGGGAGAUGAAGAGAAGACGGGUUUUGUCACACGAACAGAGUAAAUCUCCACGAAACGCCUGGAUUGGAAUUGGAAUCGAUCUCCCUCCGUCUCUCUGCCUGCGAUCUCCUUAAUGUAAUAUCUUAAUGUACCUUACUGUAAAGCACCAUUCCUUGACUCACCACAGCUGCAUCAGAGCUUUCCACACCGCGCAUCGUCUCGUCCCGGGUCGGUACGGCACACAGCGAGCAGAGCGGGCGGGCCGCAGCAUGCUCCACCGAGCGUCGCUCCAAGACGGCCGCACACCUUUGUACAGAAUAACACUACUGAAGCUUGAAAGUGUUACUUUGAUAGGUUAGGCGUAGUUUCGCAUUGGACUUUGCUAUAGCGCUUCAUUGUAUAUUCCUCUGGUUGUGACCGUUUAGUGAGCUGAUUACGUGUCCUAAUGCGGAGGAUGUUUUUUUAGUUUAUAUCAAAAAUAUGGAUCUGGUGAAGAAAACGAAGGGAAAAGUUGUUGUAGAGUAUUUUUACCUGAAGAUGAAGUAUGAUAUUUUUUUGCUCCAAAAUAUUUAAUUGAAGUAAACGACAGAUGAAGGCUGAAUAUCAGUGAAAGAUUUAAUCUGAAAUGAAUGCACAGGGUGGUUCUGUGCUGUGAAGCUUUAAAUAUGGAUCAGCUUCAUACAGAACAGUUACAGUCAGUCAGUUCUACGGGAAAAUCACAGCAACAUGUGACCUUGAGCCUGAAGGCCUGAUGACAUCCACAGUAAAGCAAUAAACUGUUUAAUCGCAGCUCACAGCCCUCAGUCUCAGUUUGAUAACAGACAUUCUGUUUGUCGUGGAAAAGUUCAGGUUUGACAGAAGAAAAAAAAUAAAGGAAACGGCGACUCGUUCAGCAGAGCUGAUCGGUUUUCUGUCUCAGACUCUUUAGUUUUGAACGGCGCUUUCAGAGAUCAGUUUUUUUUUUAAGAUUACACAUAUCUGCUUUCCCUUCACAAGGUGAUUGACUACUUUGAUGAAUUUAUUCGACAGUGAAAUCAGGCCUCCUCAGGGUCUUGCUGUGAGGAAGAGACGUUCAGUGUGCAGAAGGAAGCUGAUCAACCAGCCAAUAAGAACUGGACGGUACAUUUUUUUUUUUAAUCUCAGAGUCGAACUUGUUGAUCUUCCGAGUUCUUCUUUUCAAAGAAAGACAGACACGCAGCAUCUUUUGUUUUUAGCCUACUGCGUUCAUAUCCAGCCACAGGGAUCACGACUUGUGUUCUCCUGGACUAUAAAGCCAGCAGUCUGUUCCAGAGAGAGGUCAGGUCAGAGGUCAGGACUCAGCGUUCAGCCAGUAUCUACCAGGUUCUGUGUCGUGCUUCGCCCCGCCGCCAUCACCUCCAUCUGUAGAUAUGUACUGCAAAUGUAAUUUAUAUGACGUAACGUUUCUCAUCCUGACGCCCUCGGUGUUGUGUCGCGGUUUUGAAUCCGCACUCUGUGCUGUUUAAUCCGUAUUCGUUUGAUAGUUUAUAGGAAGCUCGCACUGGAAAAAUACUUGUGGCCGAUGUUUCGUUGGGAGUAGAACACGCAACACGUAGCUGUUUCAGUUCAGCGGUAUAUUUAUUCUAGUUUGGUCGGCAGGUUCACACUUCGCUUCCACCAAACCAGUUCCCCGUCUCUCUUUCAGGAGUGCGUGCGAUUCUGUUCGUCUGUGACCGUGUGUGUGUGUGUGUGUGUGUGUGUGUGUGUGUUUGUGUGUGGGUGUGUGUGUGUGUGUGUGUGUGUGUGUGUGAGAGAGAGAGAGAGAGAGAGAGAGAGAGAGAGAGUUCCGGUUUGGUGGAACCUGUUGUCUUCAGUUUUGGUCAGUAUUUCGUUGUGGCUUUUUAAAAAAAACUUUGCUUCUGAAGCUGUAAAUUUAUUUAGUGAAUGUAUGUUUUCCAAUACUCUGAAAACUUAUUUUACCUUCUCUAACAGAUAAUGUCCUGUAAAUACUACAUUGUAAUACCAUCCCGCUUACACAUGGGGUCACUAGACACUCGAGAAGCACCAUGCUGUCUACUAUCGACUAACUCACCAUCAGUGGUCUUAUUAUCAAUAAAUAUACUGAAUAAC
Salarias fasciatus (jewelled blenny) is the source of this 2874-nucleotide messenger RNA. It is a transcript of the gene tspan7, whose product is annotated as tetraspanin 7. Gene Ontology annotation, cellular component: plasma membrane. Lineage: Eukaryota; Metazoa; Chordata; Actinopteri; Blenniiformes; Blenniidae. The transcript has 8 exons. The coding region runs from base 57 to 791 and encodes 244 amino acids. The record is from RefSeq and is a predicted model, not a curated record.